CCCUCCUUCGGGUUGCAGUAGAUGUUUUUCGGAGCUGCAGAGGAGAGGUUGUGCGUGUCUCUCUCCUCCAGCAGCAGCAGGCGCUGACUCUUUCUUCAGCCUCCACCUUUCCCAUCAAGGAUAUGGGGACCACCAGAUUAGAUGGGAUUAUUCCUCGUGUUGCCUGGCUUUUUAUCCUCCUUGGCUUUUCUGGGACAAACGCAGAAGAGGUGUGUGACAGCCCUUUGGUGUCCAGCCUGCUGCCUUCAUCCUUCAGAAGCUCCUCCCAUCUUUCCAGCAGCCACUCAGCGGGAUUCGCCAAACUCAACCGGAGAGAUGGAGCUGGAGGCUGGUCUCCCCUCACCUCGGACGGCUAUCAGUGGCUGGAGGUGGAUCUCGGCCAAAGGACCAAAAUUUCCGCUAUUGCUACACAGGGCCGCUAUGGUAGCUCUGAUUGGCUGACAUCUUACCAGCUGAUGUUCAGCGACACGGGGCACAACUGGAAGCAGUACAGACAAGAGGACAGCAUAGGGUCUUUUCCAGGAAACAAUAAUGCAGACAGUGUGGUUCAGUACAAACUGCAGCAGCCUGUCGUGGCUCGCUUCCUUCGCCUCAUUCCUCUGGACUGGAAUCCCAGCGGGCGGAUCGGACUGCGCCUUGAGACUUAUGGCUGUCCUUACACCUCUGAUGUGUUGAAUUUGGAUGGCAGCAGCAGUUUGGUGUACCGACUGAGCCCCGGAUCAAGGCCAGCUCAGACGCAUGUCAUCACAUUGAAGUUUAAAACCCUCCAAAACUCCGGCACGCUGCUGCAGGUGGACGGAAGGGAAGGACUCACCCUGAGUCUGGAGAUAGAGAGAGGAAAGUUGCUGCUGCUUUUCAGACAAGGCAAAGCUUCAUCUGCAAAACUUCAGCAACUUGCAUCUCUUGCGAGUCUUUUAGAUGAUCAGCAAUGGCACUAUGUGGCAGUGGAGCUACAUGGCCAGAACCUCAACCUCACUGUGGACAAGCACACAUUGGGGGUCAAAAUCCCUCUAAAGUUCCACCACCUUGACAUAGAAGAGUUAAGUGUGGGUACGGUUGAGGUUAUGAGCUCUCAUAAACUAUUUCGCUCCAAGAAGAGUUUCCAUGGCUGCCUGGAGAACUUGCUGUUCAAUGGACUCAACUUGAUACAACUUACUAAACUUCAGGAUCACAAAGUUUCUCUUGUGGGCAAUGUGACCUUUUCUUGUGCUGAGCCAGUUUCUGCUGCUGUGACGUUUCCCGGGCCCCAGAGCUUCCUCCAGUUGCCGUGGACAGCUUCGUCCUCCUCAGGGAGUGCGUCCAUUGGGUUUCAGUUUAGGACGUGGAAUAACGCUGGGCUUCUGCUCACUUUUGACCUUCCUGGGCAAGGAGGUGUGGUCUGGUUGUUUUUGAAUGAAGCGAGACUCUACAUGCAGAUCCAGAAAGAAGGGAGGGUGCUGCUGGAGCUCAGUGCAGGUUCUGCACUCAGUGACGGCCAAUGGCAUUCAGUGGAGCUGAACUCCAAACAAAGCCGUCUGACUGUCUCUGUGGAUAAAGAUGAAGGAGGCAGUGCUCAAGCUAGCCUGUCAUUUCCUCUCACAGUAGAAAGUCACCUCUUCUUUGGUGGAUGUCCUUCUGGAGACAUUCAUGGAUGCAGAAACCCCGUUACAGCAUUCCAGGGCUGCAUGCGUUUAUUCAGUCUGGACAACAGAAUUAUGGACCUGAUCGCAGUGCAACAGAAGCACCUGGGAAAUUACAGCAACCUGCAGAUUGACAUGUGUGGAAUCAUUGACAGGUGUUCUCCCAGUCGCUGUGAACAUGGCGGCCUCUGCAGUCAGACAUGGUCCGUCUUCCAUUGUAACUGCUCCAACAGCGGCUACGGCGGAGCCACCUGCCACAGCUCCGUGUAUCAGCAGUCCUGUGAAGCGUACAAACACAACGGAAACACAUCAGGAUAUUUUUACAUCGAUGUGGAUGGCAGUGGACCCAUCAAACCGCAGCUAGUUUACUGCAACAUGACAGGUAAGACACACACAUUUACACAUAUAUCCGUCCCUUGCUAUA
This is a messenger RNA of Cyprinodon tularosa, 2043 nucleotides long. Its product is annotated as contactin-associated protein-like 4. The record is from RefSeq and is a predicted model, not a curated record. The transcript is spliced from 12 exons. The annotation marks the transcript as partial. NCBI's taxonomy places the organism in Eukaryota, Metazoa, Chordata, Actinopteri, Cyprinodontiformes, Cyprinodontidae.